AUGUUAAGCCCAUCAUAAUAUUAACAACUGUAAAGGUUAUCUCCUUAAAGAGUGAAUAUGCCAGGAAUGUCUCGAGUGGUAAUAAAUCUUAUAAAUGAAGCCUGCCUUUGUUAAGACUAGAGAAGUUCGAAUGCCAUCUCCUACUAAAUAAUACUCUCCUACAAAAUAUGUAAUCCAUAAUCCUCCUUUGUACAUGAGAUCUCGAAUGGCUAGCACUGAAGAUAUUCCAUCAAUACCUUCAGAAUCCAAAAAUAUCAAUAAUGACAGAAAGUAUUCUAUGCAUAUUGAUCCAAAAACAUAAUAAAUAUCUCAUCUCAAUGAAAUAAUUCAAUAGCAAUAAUAAUAGAUCUUGACUUAGGAGAGCAAAGUGGCUCUACUUUAGAAUGAAGUGAAUGCUUGGAAACAAAAGUUUAUUGAACUCAAUCAGAAAUAUCACUAAAUGUAAGAAAAGUACUAUCUUGCUGAUACUGAAUUAUAACAUUAUAAAUAAUAAUGAGUGAAAAUAUUGAUGAACACAUUCUCAAAAAAUAUGAAGUCAUCUAACGUAUUGGUAAAGGAGCCUAUGGAAUUGUAUGGAAAGCCAAAGAUCUUAAAACUCUAAAAAUAGUUGCACUCAAAAAAGUGUUUGAUGCAUUCAAUAAUCCUACUGAUGCUUAGCGUACAUAUAGAGAAGUAUAAUUAUAUACUCAAUAUGUGUUAGGUUACAUUCCUUAAAUAGCUGAAGCACCCAAACAUUGUUUCUAUUAUUGAAACUUAUCCUGCUAAUAACAAAAUAGAUCUCUAUAUUGUAUUUGAAUAUAUGGAAACAGAUUUACAUAUUGCCAUCAGAGCUAAUAUAUUAUAAGCAGAGCAUCGUCGAUACAUAACAUAUUAAUUAAUUAAAGCAUUGAAAUACAUUCAUUCAGCAGGAAUGAUACAUCGGUAAUUUAUUCAUAUUAAAAUUAGUGAUCUCAAACCUGCAAAUAUUUUGAUCGAUUCUGAAUGCUAAAUAAAAUUGGCUGAUUUUGGUCUAGCACGUAUGGUUGGAUCACAUGAUUCUGAUAUCUUAACUGAUUAUGUGGCUACAAGAUGGUUCAGAGCACCAGAAAUUUUACUAGGUUCAAAAUCAUACUCCUAUGGUAUUGACUUAUGGUCUGUUGGUUGUCUAAUAGGAGAAAUGAUUCUAGGAAAAGCUUUGUUCUCUGGCAAUAGCACCAUAAAUCAACUUGAAAAAAUAGUUGAUAUUCUAGGUAAUCCAAAUCAAUAGGAAAUUAUUGCCAUGGGAGGAUAAUCAUAAAUAUUCUAAAAUCAAUUCAGACCAUCGAAAUAAAAACUUAAUUCUUUACUUGGCUGUUAAAAAGAUGAAUUAGAUAUCAUUUCUAAAUUACUCCAGUAUGAUCCUACUAAACGAUUAAGCAUUGAAGAAUGCUUAAAACAUUCUUAUUUUAAAGAAUAUCGUAAUAUUAAAGAGGAAAUUACAUAUCAAGGAUCUAUUAUGCUUUAAUUGUAAGAUGAUAAGUAAUAUCCAAUCUCUACAUACAGAGAUGUUUUAUAUAAAAAAAUGGAUUAUUCAAGAAUCAUAUCAUUAGUUAAUAAACAAAAGAAAAUUGUUGAAGAACUUGCACUCAAAAAACAACAAUAAACUUUCAAGUAACUUAUUGAAUAAAAAAGUGCAUAAUCUAUAAAAUAAUAUAGAAGUACUAAAUUUUUGAAAAAUACUUAUUCAAAUUCAAAUCUAUUAGAUAAAAGCCCAUUAAAUAAAUCUUAAUAAUAAUAACAACAAUAAUAAUAAUUAUUAUAAUAAUAAAAUUCUACCUCUAAUAUCAAAAAUAAAUUAAGGUCUAUAUGUCAAUAAUCUGAAGCAAGACAAAGAAGUGCUAUAUCUAAAUAAUCUAAUUCUUCAUCCAAAUAUAAUAUACUUCAUAAUGUCACUAAUACUUCUUUAAGUCCACAUUCUGCAAUUAAUUCUAGGUAUUUGCCUAACAGGUUUCACCAAAAGCAUAAUGAUUUUUGA
Paramecium pentaurelia is the source of this 1993-nucleotide messenger RNA. The record is from the annotation of a GenBank genome assembly. Lineage: Eukaryota; Ciliophora; Oligohymenophorea; Peniculida; Parameciidae.